AUGUCUUCAUUGCGACUCGCGACAGCUAUCAACGUACGUGCGUUCCAGAAUCUGACCAACGCCCUGAGCAUGAGCCAGGGUCAAUGGACGGGCUCAAUAGAGGGCGAAGCGCUUGCAGAUGAGAUCGGAAGAUUUAGGGUGUGGGCUGGCAAUUUGGGAGCUUUGCAAAAAGGUCAUAGCUCGCUGGACUAUAGGCUGCGCGACUCACCAGUGUUAUCCAACAACGCACUCAAGCUUUUGCACGAGCUCGAGCACAACCUCAACGAAUCCCAUGCUGUCGUCUCCGGAGUUCGGUUACCUUACGAGGCCCAAGGCGGAACAGCAGAGCCUAAACAAGAUGAUGAUGACGAUGGAUUCUAUAGUGAGGAUGAGGAGGAUGAGGGCGAGGGCGAACCCAACAGUGAGUUGAAGGUGCGCUUCGAAGAUAUGAUUGACAUCAUCGACAACCUCUAUAAGCUCAGUGUCCGGAUUAGGACACCAUCCAUACGCUCAAGGUCACUCAAGGCAUCUUCCUACAUGCAAAAAGAUCCGGAAACGGGCGUUGAUGUUCUUAGUAUGUAUGCUGAGCUGGAUUUGAAGCACGUUCAAGAGCUGCUUUCCGAUUUACGCCGGUCAUUCCCUAACAAUGAGGAAAUGGACAAAGAUUUCCUAAUUGUACGGUUGAGUAAAUCCAUCACUUUGCGCAGACGGAACUUCAAAUAUUGGAAGCGACAUCGUGACAAGCUAGGCGCCGCGACUGGCGACGAAUUAUUCCAAGCUGGCGUAAUUGUCACUGCAGAAGAGCCUGACUGUGAGAGCUCGGAACAACUUUUCCGCAGUCGCCGAGAAUGGGCUGAACACGAAGCGAGCCAUCGAAAAGUAUGGAGAUGCCCGGAACAUUCAGCAGCAAUGUACAACUCCCAAACAGGACUAGAGAACCAUUUUCGACACCAGCAUCCCGAUAGCUUCUCAGAGAUCCAACUAUUGACCGCCGUCAAGGUUGGAGAAACUACUACAAUAGACAUGAGAGAACAGUGCCCGAUUUGCUAUGCACCAGCAGAUAUGGAAGGCCUUGGUGACUUCCAUAGCCAUAUCGCAAAUCAUUUGGAGCGCAUCGCAACCUUCGCCUUACCUCACAGUAGAGAUGACGAUGAAGAUGGCACCAGCGGUGUUGCAAGCCGUGGGAGCUCCAAUUCACAAUACUUACCUAGUUCUUUACCCACUCGAACGACCGAUAAACACGACGACCGUGAGGAAACUGAACAUGGUAUUUUACAGCUGGAUGAGCCAUCCGAUUCUCUCCGUAUGGUCAAUCCCAGUCAUGCUUUGCUGUCUACAGAGAGCCUGCAGCAACUUCCCGAUGAGAGCCAAAAUCGACUACAAAUGAUUCCAAAACUGCUAAAUACAUCUCACGAAGAAGAAGGCGAUCCUAGUGAUACAUGGUCCGAUGACGAGCCAUCCGUUGAUAUCCAGAAUCAUUCAUCGCGGAGAGAAGCGUCCACGCCAGAAAUCAAGCGCUCAAGGAAAGAUCAGAUAAUAUCGGUAGCUAACAUUCCUUCGCUGCGCUCCCUGUACAUAACUGGACAGAUUAUACAGCGCGACCAGAGCUAUGCGCCAAAUGUCUUCUACAAUCAACUAAUCUCGUUCAUACAUCACGACCUAACGAGACUAAAGGUUGAUGCCAUUGUUAACAACGCCCCUACCGAUCUGAGCCUGUCGCCAGCUAAUAACACGCUACAUAGCGCGAUUUUCAAAGCUGCCGGGCCAGGUCUUACAGAAGAGGCAAAAUUGAAAGCAGAUAUCAAGGUUGGACAAGUGGGGCUUACUCAAGGACACGAUCUUCCAAGUUCCUGGAUUAUACACGCCGCAGGUCUGAAAUACAAUUGGUCAAAGGGUUACGAUCAGUUCAAAGUCCUCAGCAGCUGCUAUCAGAGUGCUUUGGAAAUGGCUACUUACCAUGGGAUAAAGACAAUCGCCUUUCCCUGCUUGGGUACUGGAGGAUGUGGCUUCCCUGCACGCGUCGCUGCACGUAUAGCACUACAAGAAAUUCGAGACUACCUCGAUUCGCAUCCCAAGCACGGCCUGGAACGCAUUGUUAUUUGCGUGAAAACAGAUUUCGAUAAGAAGGCUUACAUGAGCUUCUUUCCAGUCUUCUUUCCACCAACGCAUGGUGAUUUAGACAGAGCAAGGACUGCCGAAUUGUCCGUGGAUGGAGCACGGCCAGCAGCUCAGGUACUGGAUUCACGUGCACAAGUACAAAAGGCAGUGACAGGCCUCCAAGAAGUAUUUGGGUCUGAAUUUCCCAAUAUGAAGACAGAUUACUUUGAACCGCUCCGCUCGACCGAGUUCUCACUCACAUCGAUUUAUGAUUAUAUAUCAAGGCCACAGGAGAGAGCGCGAAACUUCGAUGAUGUCAUGUUGCUUUGUUCGGUUACAACAUCCGUCUGUGGUACAAUCGCAGAAAUGACUGAGACAGCAAAGAACACAGAAAAUACCGAACGUGUAUACCAACGAAUACUGGGUGAAACCAACAAUCAAAUGCGAGUAGCACAUGGGCAUGACCUCGAUCGGUUCCUAAACUAUGUCCAUGUUUUCGCAGAGUGCUUGACUACAACCCCGAACAAGAAGACGUUCAAGGACUUCAAAUUGCGUCAAGUACGGAAGAUUCUGAAGGAAUAUGGGGCCAAGGGGCAGACUCAAGAUACUAAAGACGGGCGUGAUUAUUCAGACGAUAUAUUGUUUUCUCAACAAUACCAACAGGAGAAUGCUUCCUCUCGUCAUCGGAACGUUAUCGGAUUACAGCAAAUACCUUCAGUGGCCAGACUAUUCCGGAUUGGAGACCUCGAAGCUAAGCCUACGCUGGCGCACCCAUCCGAAACCUUCAACCACAUGGUUUGUUUGGUCAGGGAAGAUAUUAUGAAGCUCGAGGUUGACAUCAUGGUUAAUUCAACUGACAGCUCCUUUCUCGGCAUGGGUGUUUUGGAUCGCAGCGUCUUCAAAAAGGGUGGUCCCGAACUGAUGGAGCAAAUCAAGAAGUUCGGCACAUGCAACGAAGGCGAUGUCAAAGUAACCCCUGGAUACCUUCUUCCAGCGAAACACAUCCUACAUGCCAUACCUCCCGAACAAUUCAGUAAAAGCAACAAGGGCAUCUUACGAAACAUAUACCGAGAGAUUUUGCACACAGCCGUGCUAUUGAAAGCAACCUCGAUCGCAAUACCUAGCAUCGGAACUGGCAGGCUAAAUUACCCACGGCGCGACUGCGCAUCUUUGGCCAUGGAAGAAGUCAAGCGAUUCUUGGAAUCAGCGGAUCCGAAUAAUACACUGGAAAAGAUCAUAUUUGUGGUCUAUUCUUCGAACGACGAGUUUGUCUACAAGAGCCUUUUGCCGGUUUAUUUUCCACUACCACAACAUAAUGCCUAUACUCCAGUACAGUUUACUAUGCAGCCUCCGGAUAUUCAGGGAGAUCCAUCGUCUCCCAAACGAACAUCUACAGACCCUGUAUCUCUAUUAGCCUCUCUAAGCGGAGAGCAUCACGUAGUCCGACUUGGCAAUCAAUCAGAAACUUGGCGAUCGAUUAACAGCGAUGAGGAAGAGGCACUGAUACGAUUUGAGUCACACGCUCGAAGCUGCAUUGACUGCAAAGACAUAUCGGGAUUGUACGAGAUAGAGCAAGGACUAUGCAAGAAAGGCUACCGUCUGGCCCAAGCCGUUGUCCAUUACCUGCAAAUGUCACCAGACGAAGACGUCUACAGCAGUGGAGCUAGAAACGGCAAGCGCGAUAAACUAAACAUACCGGCUGAUAUGUUUCCAAUUUCACUGAUCUUACUUCAGACGGUCGAGAAGAGCACUCGGGACGGAGAGCAAGGCAAGCCAUUUGUCGAAUCGCUGUCACUACCUACACGGAUUCUGGCAUACCUCACCGAUGAUCUGAAAGUGCGACCUGGGUCGUACAUAGGCCAACACAUCAAAGAGAUUGCUGCUGCACUGGGAGCUGACCAAGAAGACGUCACUCCUGCUCUCAUUCGACUAGCCAAAUACGGGGCUGUCCACAAUACUCUCGACAAAGAUACGUGGGUAAUCUCACAACAGGUCACUGAUCAUCCUAUAUUACAGGAGAAUCGAUCAGUCGAAUCCAGGGAGUCUAAACUUGAUCCUGCUCUAGCUGAAAAGCUUAUGAAAUGGACAGAAUCAUCUCACACACCUCAGACCAUGCAUCAGCUCGAUUCCGAUCCCCAGGUACCCAGUGUAAGUGUGUCAGUCACCCCAAAAGAUGCCAAGGAUUCAGCAGAAAACGAAGAUGAUCGCCCCCAUUCGACUCCAACAUACGCAAAUGCAGAAGAAGUUGUAAACAUUGGGGCGAAUACCCAGACACAAGACAAACCCGUAGAAAAAGAACCCACGGUAACCAAUUCUUAUCUCUGCCCAGACUUCCAGUGCGACAAAGUAUUCCAAAGCAGUGCCGCUAGGCUCCAUCACUUCAUGGAAUGUCACAGCCUCUCAGAAACUGAGCACGAAGACGCACUCGCACCAGAAUCAGAAACGAAACCCGAGCUUGAUCCUGCUCUAGCUGAAUCCAUCAUGUCAUACAUGGUGCACAUGUCCCGCACGCCGCUAGAACGACAGGGCCAAACCGUGCGUCAACUCGCUGCCGCUCUCCAAGUACCGACUCGACGAAUAUGGCCUGCAAUCAGAUACCUCUCAGCAAUGGGCCUGAUUUAUCGUCCAUCCGACUCCGAAUACCGCCCUUCCGACGCGGAAACGUGGGCGGUCUCUCUCACAGCCAAUCAUCCACGCUGUCAUCGAGAACAACAAGGAAAGUGA
Molecule: messenger RNA, 4800 nt
Organism: Pyrenophora tritici-repentis Pt-1C-BFP
Lineage: Eukaryota; Fungi; Ascomycota; Dothideomycetes; Pleosporales; Pleosporaceae
Source: RefSeq, a predicted model, not a curated record